AUGUUCAUGCUGAUUUUGGCGAAGGAGCCGGGGAGGUACGUGUAUCACAGCUCCAAGUGGAUGGUAGCGGGGAAUGCCGACUCCCCCGUGCCUCCAAGAGUAUACAUCCAUCCGGACUCCCCGGCCUCAGGAGAGACGUGGAUGCGUCAGGUGAUCAGCUUCGACAAACUCAAACUGACCAACAACGAGCUGGAUGACCAAGGACAUAUCAUUCUGCACUCCAUGCACAAAUACCAGCCGCGGGUCCAUGUAAUCCGUAAGGAGUGUGGAGAAGAGUUAUCCCCAGUGAGGAGCAUCCCCGCGGGGGAAGGCACGCGCACCUUCUCGUUCCCGGAGACCGUGUUCACCACUGUCACGGCGUAUCAGAACCAACAGAUUACAAGGCUGAAAAUUGACAGAAACCCAUUUGCCAAAGGCUUCAGAGACUCUGGCAGAAACCGGAUGGGUUUGGAGGCUUUGGUUGAGUCUUAUGCAUUCUGGCGUCCAUCCCUGCGAACACUCACAUUUGAGGACAUCCCUGGCAUGACCAAGCAAGGAGUCCCAGGAACUCAUGCAGCGGUUGGAGCAUCGCCUCACCUGCUCUCCACAUCCCCGUGCUCAUCUCCUUUCCAAGUUUGCCCUCUCAGCCCACCGGACUACACCUGUAGCCGGCCGGUGCACCCCCUCCACCGUUACAGCAACGCCCCAGAGCCAUUCCCCCCACCCAGAGGUCCAUCUGCGUACGAAGCCGAAGGAUUCUGCUCCCUGCCUCUCCCUGCCUCCCAGCUCGGCUAUCUCUCCAACCCCACCUCGCAGGGCUAUGCCGGCCUCCGCCUCCACACGCCGCCCUACAGCCUGUACGGUUACACAUUUCCCUCUUCGCCGCGCCUCGCCGCCAGUCCUGAUAAAAUGGCCGCCACUGCCACAGCCAAUCAUCAGAGCGCCUUCCUCGGCUCGUCGCCCAGUGGGACUUUAACAGACAGUCUGGGCGUGCUCGGCGGAGGACAGCAAGGCUUCUUGUUCGAUUCUCGGACUUUGGGACUGGCAGGGAGCCAGUCGGGAGGCGGGGCCUCGCAGGUCACAGCUCACAUGGGCUGACUUUGACUCCGGGUUGUCACAAACACACGGUGACACCCUGGAUUGGGUGUGUGCUGCUUUUGUUCCCGAACACUCUCUGAGUUAACGAUCAAGCGUCACGCUGAGGACAGAAAGAAGUGACAGAGCAGGCUUUUUUUUGCCUCUGUGAAUAUAUGAGCUUGUUAAAGCUUUACCUGAAGGAAAUAAUUUUUACUUUUGUUUUCACGCACGAUUUCUAUGACAUGCCUGUGGACCUGCAGUGGUCACUAAAGAAGCAGCAGUGGUGGUUAAGGAGACGAAUGAACACACUGACUGAAUUUGGACUGGGCUCAGACCGUUGUGGCCCAGAGAAUCAAAGCAAGCACUUCAUCCUCUGCCCUGAAACAGUAACUAUGAUACUCAUACAGUGCUGCCUUUGUCUCUAUCACUGCCUACAGUGGGCGGGACUACUAAACACCAUCAAAGUUUUUCUCAUUACAUGCACGAUUGUUCCUUCGAUCACUAUGCACUAAUAGCAGGGCCUGUUCACCACUCAAAAACACUUUUUACACACUCGGGGUCGGACGUAUAAUUACUUAAUGACGUCAUAGCCACAACAGACCAGAGGAGUUCUCCUGGUGGCAGUCGUGGUCUAAUGGUAAAAACUGUAGAGAGGAGUGGGUAAUGAAAAGAUUUAAGGCUUAAAUGUAUUUUUUCAUGUCUGACAGAGAAGCAACAGUACAUGACUCUGUAUAUAUAAGGGCGGGAGGAGAUUUCUGUAUAUAAAGGGCUGUGCAACCCUUCGCACUUAAAAACCCCAAUGCACCUGCUUCUGCUCUUAAGACUGGGUCAGGUAUGGGACGCCCCGCCCUGAACUUGACUGAAAAGCUUUUCUUUGCAAAUACGCUAUAACAACAAGCCCUUUGGCCUGAGGACGUUAACAUGUUCUGUGACCUUUUUGAGCCAAAUAAAAUAUAUGUAUACAUGUCACGAUGUUUGAAUGUAAUCAAUAACUUACUAAUUUAACUGAUUUCACGUGGUUUUGUAACGAAAUUCAAUGCAAGUUCGUGUGGGCACGACGAUUUCUUUACACUUUUUUUUUUUUAAAUCAAAGCAAUCACAAUACAAUA
Messenger RNA from Neolamprologus brichardi, 2165 nucleotides. The record is from RefSeq and is a predicted model, not a curated record. NCBI's taxonomy places the organism in Eukaryota, Metazoa, Chordata, Actinopteri, Cichliformes, Cichlidae.